Perca fluviatilis (European perch) is the source of this 3290-nucleotide messenger RNA. RefSeq names its product transmembrane protein 67 (gene tmem67). Gene Ontology annotation, cellular component: ciliary transition zone; MKS complex. Lineage: Eukaryota; Metazoa; Chordata; Actinopteri; Perciformes; Percidae. The record is from RefSeq and is a predicted model, not a curated record. The coding region runs from base 42 to 3083 and encodes 1013 amino acids. The transcript is spliced from 27 exons. Gene Ontology annotation, biological process: cilium assembly.
AAUGAUUAGGAUUGUGGGUAAAAGGAAGACCGUUGUUUACCAUGGCGACGGGGACGCUACCGCCUGUUGUUAACAGAUACAAAGUGCAUCUAACAUUAUUAUUAUUUCUGUUAAUAUACAUAGGUCCACUUAAUUGCCAGCAGUUUGUCAUCCCAUUUAAGGCUCCUUCAGACUGUAGUGCGGAAGAAUUUUUCGAUAUCUCGAGUCUCUCGUGUGUGAGUUGCGGUUCAAAUCAGCGACGGAGCACAACAGGACUCAGCUGCAUUUGCAAAACUGGAUACCAAACUCUCACCACUGACAAGGCCUCCAUUACUUGUCAGCAAUGUCCCACUGACAGCCCUGCAGUAACUACAGGUGGGUUUGGAUGUAUUCGCUGUCCAGGCAGUCUCAGUGAUGAGGGGAAGUGCCAGUGCCCGCCAGGCAAUGUUCUGGUGGAGAGAGAUGUCAAUGGAAACCUUUUGGAGGAGGCCAGCUGUGUAACAUGUAAUGGAAACUCCCCUGCUUUGUCUGUACCAAACCACAGUGGAGAAAGGUGUGAGAGAUGUCAGGCUUCCUUCAUUAAUACCUCCUGUCUGUGUAACCCUCCUAAUGUCCUGGCAGAAGGAUUAUGUUUCCCUCCAGGCAGCCUCUCCACUAAUGUGAAUCCCAGUGUCAACUAUGCUGAGUUGAAGUUCAGUGUCCAGUCUGCGUGGUUCAUCAAAAACCUGUACUCCUCCUCAGCAGCCUGCCUUGUCUUCUCUAACCUGACGGCGUGUCAGGCUCUUGGGAACAUGUGUGUGAUGAACAUGCACUCCUUCAGCGGCAUCUCCACCGAUGCCUGCGGUCUCUUUAACACCAUCUUCAGAUCUAGGGCUGCUUUGAGCUCAACUCAAGACAUUUCCUACUGGAGAGUUAAUCUGCCAUGGCUUUACUAUGGGGACGAACCAGGACUGGCCAGUCGAGUGCUUCAGACCGAUCCUGUUCCCAUUAGGUUCAGUUUCAGAGGAAAAAACAAGAACACUGACAUUAAGCUGCUUGCUGCUGUCUAUAAUGUUAGAGGGGAGUUCCUCAGAUGGGAACAAGUAGGAGGACGUAACCUUCAGCUUUGUCCAGAAACGACCACCAAACAGGCAGCAGCCUUCAGCUUUGGAACUGCUUACCAAGAAAGUUGUGAUCUUUCAGUAGCAGAGCUUUUGGGUACCCAUCCAGAGCCGAUCUUCUAUGAUGUGUUUAUGGAUCUUGGUGGAGGAGAGAACAGAAAACUUCUCCCUCUGCCUACACUAGUGUAUAACCAGCAAUACAAUGGACGGUUCAUCAACCAAGGUGGGGUUUUAUUUGUGUCUGUGUGUGUCUGUGUGUGUCUGUGUGUUGCUUUAAUAUAUUUAUUUUUUUGUACAGAGAGCAUGAAGAACUGGUACCUGUCUCGGCGUAUGUUUGUUGUCGACACACUGAGUGGAAGAGAGAAGAGCACGGAUUCCCUGCCCAAAGUCAUCCGUGUAGCCAGCAGUGUCAAAAUAAGGUUCCAGCUGGUUCCACGAACCCAGGAAGGACAGGUGUUUACCCCUUUAAUGACUGUGACCUACAAAGACAUUCCCAUCACGGAUAUCAAUACACAAACUGUGACUACUACGUUUGCUGUAGAGUAUGAGAUGGAUCAGAAUGAGGCUCGCAUAAAGACCGAUACUGCUCUAGGUGUGAUGGGUGGCGUGGCCGUCCUCUACUCUCUGCUGAAGACGGUCAGCUGGAAGAGGAGGAUUGCCUCUCCGCUCAUUGACGUGGAGACUAUGCUGAAGUUUUUCCUGUUUUAUGCUGGAGAUCUGGCCAAUGUUUUCUUCGCCGUCACUGUGGGUACUGGACUUUACUGGCUCAUCUUGUACAAGGCCCAACAGUUUGUAUCAGUACUGUUACCACUACCUGCUCAGGAGGGGCAGUUUGUGACGUACAUUGGUUGUGCCUUUGCUCUCAAGGCCGUCCAGUUUCUCCACAAGCUGAUUCUUCAGGUGUCAAUUGAUGUUUUCUUUAUUGACUGGGAGAGGCCACGAAGCAAAGCUAACAGAACAGUGCAAGUUUCAGCUACUGGCGAGCCGAAACGUGACCCCUCUCCGGUUAGCAUCUGGAGGACCUACUUUGUGGCUAAUGAAUGGAACGAGAUCCAGACCAUCCGCAAGAUCAGCCCCACUUUUCAGAUCAUGGCUGUGCUCUUCUUUCUUGAAGUGCUGGGUUUCUCUAACCUGGCCCUCAGGGACCCCUGGCCAACUUUACAGCGCUCCUCACAGGCAUACACCCCCUCAUACAGCCUGAUGCUGCGCUAUGGUCUGGCAGCCACGCUGUGGCUCUGCAUUGGACUUCUGCAGGUGAUUUUCUUCACUGUGUUUCAUGAGCACUUUGUGGAGGACAAAAUCCGUCAGUUUGUAGAUCUCUGCUCCAUCAGUAAUAUUUCUGUGCUGCUGUUAUCUCACCGUUGUUUUGGCUACUACAUUCACGGACGUUCAGUACAUGGGCAUGCAGACACAAACAUGGAGGAAAUGAACAACAAUCUGAAUAGAGAAUCUGAGUCCCUGUGUGGUCAGAGAGGACUACUUCCCAACACAGAGAUCCAGACCUUUCAGGUGUCUCUCACCAACCGCCUGCGGUCGCAGUAUGACAGGAUACAGGAGCAGAUCAACAGGAGGCACGGGCCAUCGCGACUGAUGGACGAGUGCUCGGCUAACCAGUUUGAGCAGAGGGCCAGAGGCUACCAGACCAUGAACCACUUUCUGGGAUCCAUUAUAGACCAUGCGUAUCCUGACAUGGACUAUAUAGUGAAGGACAAGCUGAUGUUUGAGAGGGUCAUAGGGAUGGAGUUUCUUGAACCCACUGAAAAAAGCAUCUUUUACAAUGACGAGGCCCAUUCCUUUAGUGAUGUGCUGUUUUAUGGGAAUGAGGCCACGCUGCUGAUCUUUGAUACUUUGUUCUUCUGUGUCGUCGACCUUGGGUCUCAGAGCUUUGUACUUGCAGCGGUGCUUACAUGCGUACAGCAAAUGAUAUUUCGCUUGAUCCGUAACACUCUCGGAAGGAAGAACCUUGUCAGAAAGACUCUGGUGGAUGAGAGAUUUCUGAUAUAAAAUUCCCUGCUAAGUAAUUUGUAGUGUCGGUGUUGUUUGGUGGCAUUCCUCUCAAAGAUGUUUACUGUUCACAGCUUGUGCAGCUUUUUUGUACUUUUCUUUACAUAUACAGUAUUUUCACUGCUGUUUCAUGAUGUACAUAUGAUCAUUUUUGAUUUUGUAAGAGUUUGAUGUUUUUAUUGAUUAAAAUGUUUUGAUAUGAAGACA